GAGACAUGGUUCCUAAGACCAUUGUAGGGAAGAUCGUUGGUUCUGUCUGUUCUCUGAGCGGUGUGUUGGUCAUCGCCCUGCCCGUGCCCGUCAUCGUGUCCAACUUCAGCCGCAUUUACCACCAGAGCCAGCGGGCAGACAAGAGACGCGCCCAAAAGGCAUCAAAGGCAGCAGGCCAGGCGCUGGUGUGCAAGGCCAACCCCAUGUUCGAUACACACCACAAUCACCUAUUGCACUGCCUGGAGAAGACCACGAAUCAUGAGUUUGUGGAUGAGCAAACGUUUGAGACCAGCCUACUGGAGGUUUCCAUGGUGAAGCACCCGCCUCACUCCCCCUCCCUCUCCUCUGGCUCCUCCUCCCAAGGCCUGUCGUGCUGCUCGCGACGCAACAAGAGGAAGAGCUUCAACGUGCCCAACUCCAACAUGACUGGUGGGCAUAGGAACAGCAUCCAGGAGCUUAGCACCAUCCACAUCAGAGAGAGACCCAUCACUAACAGCCGCUCCAGUCUGAACGCUAAGUUCGAGGAGACGGUGCCUCUGAACUGCAAGCAGCCCUACAUCACGGCAGCCGUCAUCACGCUGCCCACGCCGCCCGUCACCACGCCCGAGGACGACGGCUCCGCCUCCUCCCCCGACUACUCACAGGCCAACAUCGUCAGAGUGUCCGCCCUCUAGGGCCCUCGCCUCCCCACCCCACCACCACCAUCACCAUGGCAACCCUAACACGGAGAGAGAGAUAGAGAGAGCUAAAGAAGAGAGACCCUUCCCUGCUCCAAUCAGAGAACGGUGUUUGCAGGGGGGAAGGGGUAAGGGGAGCUGUGGUGUGGUGGUUAGGGGGGACAGUUUAGGCUGCAGGACCCUUUUUGUUUUCCUACACGUAGCUACUACACGUCUGCUCUUGUGGUGAAAUAAAGUUGCAGUGUGAAGCUGCAGCACAAAGCUCCGCCUUGGAUUUUUUUGGUGGGGAGAGACUGCGUUGCCGUGGCGACUGAGAUUAGCGCCUUACAAAGGACACACAAAUGGAGAGCAUUUAGCCACCUUGUCUAACUGCAGCUACUCCCUAGCCACCUUGUCUAACUGCAGCUACUCCCUAGCCACCUUGUCUAACUGCAGCUACUCCCUAGCCACCUUGUCUAACUGCAGCUACUCCCUAGCCACCUUGUCUAACUGCAGCUACUCCCUAGCCACCUUGUCUAACUGCAGCUACUACCUAGCCACCUUGUCUAACUGCAGCUACUCCCUAGCCACCUUGUCUAACUGCAGCUACUCCCUAGCCACCUUGUCUAACUGCAGCUACUCCCUCCAAACACUCUCCAAGGGAAAACUUACCAUUACUAUUUUUUUCUAUAUUGUGUGUCUUUAAAUGUGAUGUCUUAAAACCGAAAUGGGGGAGGUGGAAUUUGUAUUGGUUUUUAUUGUUUGUUAAGGCCUUGAGUUUGACUAGAGCAGAUGUAUAUUUGCCAUGUUCUGAAAUGUGUGGAGUAGGAGAGAAAAGAAAAAGUCAUUUAAAACAUUUGGACAAAAACGAGAGCAAGGGGGUGUAUGCACUGCGUGUACAUAUUUUCCUACCUUAUCAGGACCAGAAUGUCCGGACAAGUCACCAAAAUGUCCUGACAAGGUAACAAAACAAGAACAUGUUUGAAAAGUCAGGACUGAAUUUGUUAAAAUUCAAUUUUAGGCUUAAGGGUUAGUUUUAUGGUUUGGGGUUAAGGUUAGGGUUACGUUUAAGGUUAGGUUUAGGUUUAGGGUUAAAGAUUUGUGGUUAAGGUUAGGGUUAAGGUUAGGUUAAGGGCAGAGUAUGCGAGUGAAGUGGAACGGAGCUGGAGCGUAGCGAGGAGCGGAGCGUGCUCAAUUUGACUGUUGCGCAGAGCGCGAUUCUCAAAGGCUGGAGCGUCAUCCUUCUUGCCCGCUCCAAUUUUGUAGCGCUCAUUCUCCAGUAGCGCUCAUUCUCCAGUAGCGCUCAUUUCACUAGCCCAGGGCAUGCCCGAGUAAGCAUGCAUGUUUAGUCUACUUGUGUGCUGCUAUAACCCCUUUCUUUAGCUACUGACAGCUGCAAAAUCAAGGUGACUUACAAAGAUGACGGCCUAGAGCAAGAGAGGGAGUGCAGUGAUGUAGUGUGCAGUGAUGUGUCCACAACUAAAGAAUCAUUGUGGAAUCUGAAAAGACACAUAUCCCGAAACUAUGAUGGUGUACUUAUGACGUGCACAUGCUAAAAGAAAGGAAAGAGUGGGUAGCUCAUUAAGUGUGUCAUUGUAGCAAGGUAUUUAUAAGCUAGAAAUCAGAUCUCUUAAAAGUUUCCUUCAUUUUUGCUUUAUUCAUACAAUAGUCCCUACUUGAUUUUGUCCCAAAAGGCCUGGCAUAUUCCAACUGUCAAGGAGCAUUUCGUUUUGGUUGGGUUAUUUUGCCUAAAAAACUUUAGGCAGUGGUGGAAAAGUACCAUAUUGUCAUACUUGAGUAAAA
This is a messenger RNA of Oncorhynchus tshawytscha (Chinook salmon), 2459 nucleotides long. RefSeq names its product potassium voltage-gated channel subfamily D member 2-like. The transcript has 4 exons. Bases 6 to 674 code for a protein of 222 amino acids. Gene Ontology annotation, molecular function: A-type (transient outward) potassium channel activity. Gene Ontology annotation, cellular component: voltage-gated potassium channel complex. The record is from RefSeq and is a predicted model, not a curated record. NCBI's taxonomy places the organism in Eukaryota, Metazoa, Chordata, Actinopteri, Salmoniformes, Salmonidae. Gene Ontology annotation, biological process: potassium ion transmembrane transport.